Molecule: messenger RNA, 819 nt
Organism: Aspergillus chevalieri
Lineage: Eukaryota; Fungi; Ascomycota; Eurotiomycetes; Eurotiales; Aspergillaceae
Product: cleavage and polyadenylation specificity factor subunit 5
Exons: 4
Coding region: 1-819 (272 amino acids)
Cellular component (GO): mRNA cleavage factor complex
Molecular function (GO): mRNA binding
Source: RefSeq, a predicted model, not a curated record
AUGUCAACCACCACAGCCACAGCCAUGCGAAGCUCUCGCCCACCAACUCUUCCCAAAGACUUCUCCGCCCAGCAACCGCAAACCAUCCGUCUAUACCCCCUUUCCAACUACACAUUCGGCACCAAGGAAACGCAACCAGAAGAAGACCCGUCGGUACUGGCACGCCUAAAGCGUCUCGAGGAACACUACGAUCAGUAUGGUAUGAGACGGACAUGUGAGGGUGUUCUCGUGUGUCAUGAGCAUAACCAUCCGCAUGUGUUGAUGUUGCAGAUUGCGAAUGCGUUUUUUAAGCUACCAGGGGAUUACCUACACUACGAAGACGACGAAGUCGACGGCUUCAAGAAACGGCUAAACGAGCGUCUCGCACCGGUCGGAUCGCAAUUCUCAGGCGAGGGCGUGAACGAGGACUGGGAGAUUGGAGAUACGCUUGCGCAAUGGUGGAGGCCGAACUUUGAGACGUUUAUGUAUCCUUUUCUGCCGGGACAUGUGACGAGGCCUAAGGAGUGCAAGAAGUUGUAUUUCAUUCAGUUGCCGAAGAAGAAGGUCCUCUCCGUCCCCAAGAACAUGAAACUCCUCGCCGUGCCGCUGUUCGAGCUGUACGACAACACGGGCCGAUAUGGUCCCCAACUCUCCGCCAUCCCGCACUUACUCUCGCGGUACAACUUUGAGUUCGUCGAUGAGAAUGAUAACGUCGUUGCUGCUACCCCGGGGACGCCGUUGCCUGAGGGCCAAAUCCCGAAGACCAAGGUCCUUGCGGGCCAGGAUGAAGGGAUGGCCGAUUAUACCGAGGAGAAUGGUGGACUAAACAUCCAGGGUUGA